Melanaphis sacchari is the source of this 2936-nucleotide messenger RNA. RefSeq lists its product as uncharacterized. The record is from RefSeq and is a predicted model, not a curated record. The transcript has 4 exons. NCBI's taxonomy places the organism in Eukaryota, Metazoa, Arthropoda, Insecta, Hemiptera, Aphididae. Gene Ontology annotation, molecular function: G protein-coupled receptor activity. Gene Ontology annotation, biological process: G protein-coupled receptor signaling pathway; cell surface receptor signaling pathway. Bases 432 to 2543 code for a protein of 703 amino acids. Gene Ontology annotation, cellular component: membrane.
UUUUAUAAUGGUACCUAUAUGUAUUUCGUAUUCAUAAAAUUGUAUUACGCAAGUACACAACAUCAAAAACAACUAUCAAACAUAAGCUUAAGCAUUACUACCAAACAGUCAAACGAUGCUGAAGACAUACAGUAUGUUUAAGAAUAUACAACAACUCUUUCUAACAAAUACUUAGGCUGCAGUCUGUAUUCAACGCAUUUUUUUGAAACGUCAACAGCAGUUUUCAAACAGGUUAAAUAAUAGCCCCGAUGCAUAAGCCAGAAAAAUAUUGUGGGACACAGUGGAAAUGAGCUAUAAAGAGAACAGCGACAAAAAUCGAUAUUUUGUCAAAAACGGACGAUUAUGAAACGACAUUGCUUCUGGACGAUGACGAUGACGAUGACGAGAACAAUGAUGAAGCUAAUUCUACGGUUAUAAAGCAAAACACAAAAAUGUUUAACAUCGAUGUUAUUAAGAGGACCGACGCGGAACUGAUAUGUCAAAAAACGUUCGAAUACAACGGCCAUACGUUACGACACUGCUACGACGACUCGCACUGCAAGCUGUACGGCGACUGUUGUCGGGACAGUAAGUUCUACGUCGAGUCGGAGCAGAACGUGGCCAUCUCCGGCGGCGUGUACAACAACAGCCGGUACGGGUGUUACGGUACGGACGGUAUGAACGCGGUGCAAGCGCUGAUGAUCGGCAGGUGUCCGCGGGAGGCGUCACUAGAUCGGGAGUUACGGGACAAGUGUGAGCAGCGACCGACCGACGAUUUAAUAUCCGCCUACCCCGUGUCGAGCAGUUUUCCGGGGUACGUGUACAAGAACGUCUGGUGCGCCUGGUGCAACGGCGAACGUCGACGGGUCGUCUACUGGAAACCACUGUUCAAGUGUUACGGACUCAGCGGCCGGGUGGAAGCGAGCGUCCGGCUGGAGGACGCGUCCGACCACACGCUGUUGUACCGGGACGGCCAGUGGUAUUACGCCGACUACGGAAACCGGACGUUGCUCGCGUGUAGCUUCCGGAUCCAGCCACCGGACGACGAGGUCGGCACUCCGCCAUUGCGGCCUUGCAUCAGCAAGGGAUCCACCGACAUCGUAGACGGUUGUCCGGCCGGUACGCCGACCGCCGCGGCCCGGGCGUGCGCGUCGCACACCUACACCCUGUUCGAGUACCAGCCGAGCGGUGGCCGGGCUACGCGCGUGUUCCGGAACGCCGACUGCGCCCGGUGCAACGGCUUGACCACCGGCCAGUUGACGUGCACACCACCGCCACCGCCGUUGAGCAGCUCGCCAUUCGGGUUCGGGUCGCUGUUUGCGGUCAGAGCGGCCGGAGAACGGCGCGACUUGUGCGCGCCCGACGAGAUUUAUGACGUUCUCGCGGCCAAGUGCAGAAACGUGAUCCGGGACGAGCUGCCCGGCGCUUGCCUGACGUUCGUGACGUUCAGCCGAGGCGAGUACGACAGACGGACCAUCGAGAACGGGACGGCGUACGUGUACGCGUACAAGAAACGCGUCCGGUACAGAACGGGCGAUCGCCCGACGGCCACGGGCGCCUGGUCCCCACUGCAGGUGUGCACCGAUGACGCGGACGGGCUGCUCCGGCCGUACGAGCAGUCGACGUACGCGGUGUAUCUGUCGUGCGCGGGCGUGUUUGGAUCGUGCGCGUCGGUCGCCGCACUGGUCGCGCAUCUGGCGCUGUUCGGAUGCGGCGGGUGUCGCGCGGGCGCCGAGCCCAAGAACCUGCCCGAAAAGAACCUGGCCAGCCUGUCGGCGGCCUUGCUGGUCGGCUACGCGGGCUACCUGUCUGCUGCUCUGCGCGUCGCGCCCUCCGACAGCGGACUUCCGUGCCUGAUUUCGGCGCUCGCCACGCAGUUCGGUUUUCUGGCCGGUUUCGCGUGGAUGUUCGUCAUGUCCGCUGACGUGUGGAUCGUGCUGCACGCGUCCACGAAGAAACUCCGGGUGGCCGGCGGCCAGCGUCACGGCCGGUUCGUCGUCUAUUCGCUGUUUGCGUGGCUCGCGCCUGCCGCACUCACCGCGCUGUCCGCCGCCAUAGAGUUGAGGUUGCGGGCCACCGACGCGCUGUUCUCCGAGCUCCGGCCCAACUUCCAGUACGACUGCUGGUUCCGGAACCCUCAGUCGCUGGUCGCGCUGUUCGUGUUGCCGGCCGGAACCGCGAUCGCCGCCAACUACGUGUCGUUCUUCGGCGCUGUCCGGUUGAUCGCCACUUCCGACGAAGGGCUCAAGUCGGCCGGCGGCAGCGGUGGCAAGUGCGGCAACGCGGCGGCCGUAAACCGGACGCACAGGAACCUCAAGAUCUACGUGCGCCUGUCACUGAUGAUGGGACUGGCGUGGGUGUUCGCACUGGUCGGCGCGGUCACCGACAGCGACGUCGCUUGGACGCUCAACACAGCGCUCAAUUCGCUGCAGGGCGCUUUCAUAUUCAUCGCGUUCGACUGCAACCGGAACACCGUGCACAAGUUGGCCGUGUUCCGCAAACACCCGACCGUGUCCGAAACGCAAACCACAACGGCCAAUACGCCGCUCAGCACGUCCACUUAGCAGCCUCCCGGCCGGAAUAAUAAUAAGACUGUCCGACGCGGGCCGUGCGCUGUUAAAUUGAGUGUAGUCAUGCUUUCGACGCUAUUCAGCGUGCGUAGGUAGGAGAUAAAUUUUAUAAAAUUAAUGCCAUUGCGUUACACGUCACCGCCGCUUUUGAACGACUACCCGAUUUCUCCAGAAUAUUUCCCACGGCUUCCUUAUAAUAUCGUUCGCAUCAUAGUUUAUCGUAAUCGUAUACGGAGGUUUGAAUGUCAUUAUUUUCAUCUAUAUUUUUAUUCGUCACUAUAUAAUCCCAAUUCUGUAUUACCGCAUUAAAUGUAAUAGUAGGCCGAAUAAGCGUACGUUUUAAUUGUUAUAUUUCCUUUAAUAAUAAUAAACACUAAAAUAAAAUCA